This is a messenger RNA of Caenorhabditis elegans, 3701 nucleotides long. RefSeq names its product TIL domain-containing protein (gene T01D3.3). The record is from RefSeq and is marked reviewed. The transcript is spliced from 7 exons. Lineage: Eukaryota; Metazoa; Nematoda; Chromadorea; Rhabditida; Rhabditidae. Gene Ontology annotation, molecular function: metal ion binding. Bases 1165 to 3573 code for a protein of 802 amino acids.
GUGAUUGACAAUGAAAAUGUUUCCAAUUUGUCCAUCAUGGUGGUUGGUCUUGAAAAUAAGUUGUUUUUUGCUGAUUUACAUUUUUUGUGGUCAUUUUUGCAGUUUUUCAGCAUGCUAGUUAAUUUUUUGUGUUGGAUUCAGAAUAGUUAGAUCAACUCUUUUUUCUUGUAGAACUUGAUCAAUUCUGAUAAUAUGUAUUUGAGGGUAAAGUAGAGAUAGUAGGGAUUUUGCCAAAAUGUACUAAAAUCGAUCAAAAAGGGCACUUUCUUGUAAAACUUAUAGCAGAUUGCUCAAAACUAUAGUUCUAACUAAUUGUAAAAUUUUUAAUUGUAUUAAGGUGUUUUUUGACCAAGCUACAUCCAAUUCCAUAAAAGUUCAACCUAAAUAUCGACUUUAAUGGCUAAUUCAGUUCAAUUUCCUGUCAUCUAUUUCAUCAACAUCAUCAUUCUUCUCGUUUGGAUUAAUUUCGCGGACCACUACGGCCAACCGUCUGUCAAAAGGCACUCAAACCUCUACACCUGGCCCCAAAUGCUUUGAACACUAAUUUGUCGAGUCGAUUCCCGUGAACAACCCCUUGAUUUAUAGCUGCUGACCUGCGUUCUCCGCCAAAAUAACCGCCUCUCAUCUGCCUUAAUAGGAUAUACGGGCGACAAUCAGAACAGGAGGGUCCCCCCUCACUCUUUACCUUUUCAUUUCAUAAUUGCUCUUUCUAUCGUUCUCCUUCUUUUUCAAGGGGUAUGACACACUUUCAUUUGUAGGUCAGCCAAUAAAGAAAGUGAGACCUCUUGAGCAGGAGCCUAAAAAAGUUUUAAAAUACUAGGGAAUGCUUCGUAUUCUCCUAUUAAUUGUUAUAUUUUCGUCAAGUUGGAAGGAAGUUCAUGGACAGUUGAGUAAGUGUAUUUUGACUCCAAGGCAACGUAUGCCUGCACCAGGAGUGUUUCGUAAAAUUUACUGGGCUACAGAAAUUGUUGUAUUUUUCUAAUAGACUCAAAACUAUACCAAAACUGAAUUUCAUAAUGAGACCUCUUGAAAAUGUCUUUCAAAAAAUUUCAGUUGUGGUUUAAAGUUUCGAAAACUGAGAAAAAAGACCCACACUAAUGCUAAAAUAAGAAAAUCAAAAAAAAAAAACCGAACUUCACAAAAAACUACGAAAGUUACGCAGGUAUGAUACCUGCAGAUGUGCCUGCCUACCACAUAAUCGAUAGUUUUAACUGCUUAUUUUUUUUAGGAUUAUGUGAAGCCGAAGGAUCAUGUCGACAUUGUGCAGACAGUAGAUAUUCAUACUAUCGAUGCCGUAUGCAGGAUGACUGUUUUAUUGGCGAAAUCUGUGAUAAUGGAUUUUGCUGUCCCAACGUUUUGCCAACAUUUUCUCUUCAACGAGAACUAAACCCAACGAUUGCCAUGGUAUGUGGCGCGAAUGAGCAAUAUUCAGCAUGUUUCUCCUCUUGUCAACCAUCAUGUCAAGAUCCUUCAACACCAGCUUGCCCGGCUCCCGGAUGCCAACCUGGAUGCAUUUGCCUACCAGGAUACAUCCGACGUGACAGCUCUCCCCGUUCAGCAUGUGUUCCGCGAGGCUUGUGUCAAGCUUAUGAUCUGACGAUUCGUUGUGCAGACGAGAAAAGGCAAUAUCAGACAUGUGGAAGUGCAUGCCCAAUUAGUUGUGCUACAAGAAAUCAACCGAGAUGUAAUGAGAGAUGUGUGACUGGAUGCUUCUGUAAAAUUCCGUUUAUCCUUGAAAAUGCAGACGAUCCUCUUCAUUCAAGAUGCAUUCUUCCAUCUUCGUGCCCCGAAAUCCCAACACCAGCGCCAGAAAUAGUUGAGCAAUUUGUGCAGCGUAAUCCUGGAAUGAUUGGAAGUUUUGGAAAUACGAAUAUUCAAUAUCCAACCUCCCCAAGAGCUACACCAUCUCCCGUAUUCACUACUACCACUCGUGGAUUAACAACUUCACAACAAAAACUUCCCACUCUUAUUCCCGAGCAACACUGUGAACAUCCAUUGAAAAACUAUCAAAGCUGUGGAAGCAAGUGCCCUGCAUCUUGUGAUCGACCUCUUUCACAAGCAGCGUCAAUUGACUGUGCUCUUUCUUGUGAACCUGGAUGUUUCUGUCGACUUCCGUAUGUUCUUGCCGAUUCGAAGGAUCCAAACUCCACAUGCAUUCUCCCUCAAUUAUGUUCUAGAAAAUCAAUUCCACCAUCAACUGCAAGCGUUCCAGCAUCCCAAUCUUGCCCGGAUCCAAGAAAAGAAUGGAGUCAAUGCGGAGCUCUGCAUUGCUCAAGAUCAUGUGCGAACCCUCUGGGUCGAUGUGGCUCCGGACAAUGUUUUUCAGGAUGUGUUUGUCGUCAGCCAUACGUGCUCCUUCAUCCAAAUGAUCCAACAUCAAGAUGUGUUCUUCCUGCAGAAUGUGACAGAGGAUGUGAGGAUCCGACAAAGGAAUUCAUGACAUGUGGUAGUUCAUGCCCAAUGGGAUGUGAUAAUCGUCAUCCAAAAAAUUGUGCUCCAUGCCAGACUGGUUGUUUCUGUAAGAAUGGCUUGGUAUUUGAAAACUCUGCCACGUGGCACACUUCUAAAUGCAUUAAAAUAGAAGAAUGUCCUCCCGAGGAAGAAACAACUACAGAAGAAUCUACAACAACCACUACUACAGAAGCAUCAGUCCCUCCAGCCACCACCGUAAUAGCUGAAGUACAUGAAACACGUGGUCGUCCAUUUUCAUCCGAUUCUGAUCUUCUUGCACUCAAGCCAACUGUAUCACAAUCCGAAUGCCCUGCUACAACUUUUGAUGUCGGCGGUCGUGGAUGUAAUACUGAUAUGGAUUGUCCAAUGGAACAAAGAUGCUGUCGACCAAUGAUCGUCUCCCUGGGAGUGAAUCCUCAGCGAUGUGUAUGCCCGGAUAAACAUGCAGUCUGGUCUUCUUGUGGAACUUUAUGCCCAGAGUAUUGUGGACAACCAUCAGUUCCAGUAUGCUCGGGUACAUGCAGUGCCGGUUGUCAUUGUGCCCCUGGCUUUGUGAGAGCUCGAAAUGAUGUUACUGCUCCGUGUGUUCCAAGAGAAAGUUGCUCAUCUUCACUUGGAUCAUCGACAACAAGCCGGAUGAGGAUAUCUCCUGUUGCUGCGAGUAUGGAUGAACCUAUGAGAUUUGCAACAAUUCGAGAAAUAACUCCACAUGAUGCGUUUGUAGAUGAUACAAUAGCAGUCGCAAUUUUAAUUACGAGAGAGGGAGCACAUAUUGGCCGUUUCACAUUUUCCCAACUGACAAGUACAGCUCUUCGAAUUCACGGAGAAGUAUAUACUCUUCCAGUUGGUCGUCAUGCAGUUGUUCUUCAUCAAUUCGGUGAUUCUUCUGAAGGAUGCUCACGCGUUGGCGCUCCAUUUUCGAAAUCACUCAGUCCAUCGUUGGGUGACAUCACUGAAACUGGAAAAUUUGAUCGAAUAGUUGAAUGGCCAGUUAUUGAUGUUGUUGGAAGAGCUGUGGUUAUUUAUUCAUUUUCCACAGCCGAAUGGAGUUUACGAGCACAUUUCGGUGAAAAACCUCUUGCUUGUGGAACGAUUGGAAUCGCUAAAGUUAGAGCCCGAUAACUUUUUUUCAUUUAGACUCUUCAGAAAAUGAUCUUUUUCUAAAUCUUGACUUCAAAAACUUGAAUGGUACCCUUGCUCAUAUCACAUUGCUUGUUAAUUGUUUAAUAAAACAUCUAUUAAAAUUUUAA